This is a messenger RNA of Solea senegalensis (Senegalese sole), 4438 nucleotides long. RefSeq names its product arrestin domain containing 3a (gene arrdc3a). NCBI's taxonomy places the organism in Eukaryota, Metazoa, Chordata, Actinopteri, Pleuronectiformes, Soleidae. Gene Ontology annotation, biological process: protein transport. Gene Ontology annotation, cellular component: cytoplasm. Bases 271 to 1509 code for a protein of 412 amino acids. The record is from RefSeq and is a predicted model, not a curated record. The transcript is spliced from 7 exons.
GGGGUUUUCCUUGUCUUGGACUGGAGACCAUCAUGCAGAGAGGCGCACGAUAACAGCAUCCACUGCUGUUAUUCAGCAGCCUUCAUCUCAAUGAACUGCUCGCACAGAAGCCACUGAUCGUGCCUACUGCUUUUUGCAGGGCAGAGAUACAGAUCAGUGUAUCUUCUCCCUGCACCUUUUUUUUUUUAACAAGAAAAAUUCUUAUUUUUCACAGGCUCUCUCUUUUUUUUUAACUUCAAGGCAAACAAGCCUGUGUCUCUCUUUUCCACCAUGGUGCUAGGAAAGGUGAAGAGCUUCACAGUGAGCUACGACUGUCACCAUGACAGCAACGUCCCCGUCUUCUCCAGCGGGGACUGCGUCUCAGGAAGAGUGACCAUCGAAGUCACGGGAGAAAUUCGCGUCAAGUCUCUGAAAAUCCACGCGAAGGGCUUCGCCAAAGUUCGCUGGACUGAGUCUAGGAACGCUGGCUCCAACACUGCCUACACGCAGAAUUACACAGAAGAAGUGGAAUAUCUGAAUCACAAAGACAUCUUAAUUGGACAUGAGAGAGACGAUGACAAUUCUGAGGAAGGACUCACCACUAUCCAUUCAGGAAGACAUGAGUAUGCAUUCAGCCUGGAGCUUCCACAGACACCUCUGGCUACCUCUUUCGAAGGGAAGCAUGGCAGUGUACGCUACUGGGUGAAGGCAGAACUUCACAGACCAUGGCUCCUGCCAAUGAAGACCAAGAAGGAAUUUACAGUCUUUGAGCACAUUGACAUCAACACUCCACUAUUGCUGUCACCACAGGCCGGCACAAAGGACAAGACGCUUUGCUGUUGGUUCUGUACCUCAGGUCCUAUUUCCCUAAGUGCCAAAAUCGAGAGGAAGGGAUACACCCCAGGAGAGUCGAUCCAGAUCUUUGCUGAGAUUGAAAAUUGCUCAUCCCGCAUUGUGGUGCCGAAGGCAGCCAUCUACCAGACCCAGACCUUCUACGCCAAAGGGAAGAUGAAGGAGGUCAAGCACCUGGUGGCAAACCUGCGAGGAGAGUCUUUGUCCUCGGGCAAAACGGAAACCUGGAGUGGCAAGAUGCUCAAGAUCCCACCAGUGUCGCCUUCCAUCCUGGACUGCAGCAUCAUCAGAGUGGAGUAUUCACUCAUGGUAUACGUGGACAUACCUGGGGCAAUUAAUCUGUCCCUGAACCUGCCCCUGGUCAUCGGAACCAUCCCUCUCCAUCCGUUUGGUUCUCGUACCUCCAGCGUCAGCAGCCAGUGCAGCAUGAGCUGGCUGGGAAUGGGUCUGCCUGAGAGACCAGAAGCUCCUCCAAGCUAUGCAGAAAUCGUCACAGAAGAACAGAGACAGAGUGUUGCAGAUGUUCCAGCAGCCCGUGAGGAGCUGGAUGGACCUCUCUUCGCCUAUAUUCACGAGUUCCGCUUCCAGCCACCUCCCCUGUACUCUGAGAUUGAUCCGAAUCCAGAUCAUGCCAGGCGUACAGAGGAGCGCAGGCUCGACGCUUGUCCAUCACGCUGAAGGGAAUCCCUGAAAUUCCCCCUGACUGAUUUUUGAGGAACUCACGGGAACCUUUUUUGCGAGGCUCAAGCUUUGUUUAGUCAUCUCCAACAAUGGCGUUCAUGCUACGCUGUUGACACGCGGAGAAAAAAAAAAACAAAGUCUCCAACCAACCAUCGAAAUCAUGGACAAAUCACCACAGUUGAGUUGAGUUGGGUUGGACAGGAUCUGUUGCUGCCCUCCCUCAGUGACAGAAACAGGAGAUACACGUUUGGGGUAUCACUUUCUUCCUGUGUUUGCCUGCUGAGGGCGGGGAUGUGUACAGAUGAACACAUUCAGUCUAUAUGACAAAGAAGAAAAAAACAACAACACACCCACUAGUAGCCAAAUCCCUGGUGAUGGUAUUGAUGAAGAGUCUCCAUGGCUCUCGGCCUGCCGUGUUUCUCGUUCACCCUUGAUUCUCCUGCACUCAUGGCACAUAACAGACUUGGUUCUUCACGCAAAGGGCAAGACGAAUCAUGUCCAGGCCGAAUCACCCACAGAAAAACGGGACAAAGUUCUAACCACCGCAGUCCGGAUGAAUGGGAGUUUUCAACGACGGCAGUCAUACCCAGAGCAAAGACAUGUCCUCCUGCCUCAUUUGGGAUUUUGUUUUGCACAUUUUAUUCUUUACUUGAGUUGUGUGGCACCGUUAAAUGACGAGAAUUUGAAAAAGAAAAAAGAAAAAAAAAAUCACUAAUAGUUUUGGUUUCAGCCUUGUAAUGCGUCAGAAUAUUGAAUAAGACUGCGGGCUUAACUUUUUAAGACUUUCUUCUGCAUAACUUUGAGCGUCACUGAGAACGGGAUUUCAUUUUUUAUUUUAUUUUUUGGACGUAAAAGGUCAAGAACAAUGCACUGAAUUUGUUUUAAGCCGUGGAAGAGUUUUCUUUUUCUCCUUAUGACAUUUCCUCAGUGACUUACAACAACAACAACAACAAGACUGGACUUUUACAGCCACUGCAGCACACUGUUUUCAUCUGGAAGCUCUUUUGAAAUGUCUCCUCUUCAGCUUGGAUCCAAGUGUGGCUUGCCUCCCCUGUUUUGUUUUGUUUUAUUUUAGUUUAGUUGUUAUUCUGUUGUUGUAUUUAGCUCCAAUCAUAGAAUAGCUUUUAGCUUUUUUUUGUGUUGUGGUUGCUCUGGGUUUGGACUAGGAGGGUUGCAGUCCUGCAUUUGCCGCUUAAAACUGUAGCCGACAAGACAAGCGUUUGUGAUCUUGCGUGUAAGAGAAGGCGAUGCAUUUGUGGAGCGACUCGCCUGCAGCUCCUCUACUCCUAAUCUCAGGGCAAGCCGGGUUUGCAUAACUGCCCAAAAAGCACUGUCUCAGGUGGUUUUUCUCAUUUGCCAAACGGUUGGGGAAAAAAGAGAAAAAACAAACCAUUAGGGUUUCUUUUAAGUUGCACUGUUUAAAAAUAAUGACGAGCUCUUUUCUUUUUUUAAAAAAAACUACCAAAACAAGAGAACAGACCUGUAGAGAAGCAAGGCAGCUUUCUGAGAUGAAUCACAUUCCCUUUUGUCCUGCUGCACUUGCCCAGUUCAGUCAACCAACACUAAGAUUUUUUUUACCAGACCAGUGAAACCAGAAUGCUAGUUCUAAAAAAAGAGAGAGAGAAAAAGAAAAGAGACGAAUGACACAGCUUCUGCAUUCAAGAAGCAAACCCAGCACAAAUGGAAAGCUGGGGGAUGGUGCUAAACCUCUGUUCAGACUGGUCUGAACAAGUAGUAGUAGGUUGAUAUGAGUAAUACAUUGGUUUUCUAACUCAUUCGACAAAACCGUCCGGCUGCAACAGAGGUUUGACAGAGUCGGGGGGAAAAAGAAAAGAAAAGCAGCACUUUUUUGAUAAGAAAACAAGAAAAAAAAACAUUCAUUGGUGAAGGUCUGGAGAAAAACCAAGUGUAGGACAUUAAAUGCAUUAUUUAAUCCUUUUUUUUUUAAAGUUUACAUUUAAAUGUAGGUGACACAAGUUUGUAUGUGUUGUGUGUGUGUGUGCAUGCUGUUAUGGAGAUCCAGCUGAUGACUAAAUACUCGGCUUCUGCCAGUAAUCGACGAACUGCGGUUAGUAAAGUGAUCUUAUCUUCGUGGCCUUGACACAGAACAGACCUGAUCAUGUCUACGUUAAAUCUUGUUCUCCCAGUUUUUUUUGCUUUUUUUUUGGUUAUGUUUAACACUUUUAAUGUUUUACACCUUUUUUUCCGUGUUUAUUCAAAAAGGACAAAAAGGGAAGAGGUAAAAAAAAAAAAUCUUUCGUGACAUCCUGGACAGGUUUCUCAAUCGUGUUCAUUUUCUGAUGCUGAUGACGGUUGACAGUUGUCUCCAUGUAUUUCUGGGCAUUAGUGUAAAGAAAUGUAGACCCCCACCCCCCCUCAGGCCUGGGGUAGGCAGCUGUUGACCAGUGCUCCCCACUGAAAAACCAUUUAGGUAACACGGGACAACAGACAAAAUGCUUCUUUUAUGGCAAACACACACACACACACACACACUCUGUCCUGUUUCUAUUUGUUUGGAUCGUAUCUUAGGGAAACUAAACCAAGCUGCACGGUAAUGAAUAAGCUUCACAUAUUCAGGUUGGUCGAUUCCAUAGUCCAUUCGCUUGGGCCUCAGAGUAGUCCAGUGUCAAAACUAAGCUAAAAACUCCUGAUCUGUUUAAAGACGGGAGCUGAAAUGUUCAGAGUUAAAACAACCCAGGAGAUGGGAUCUGAAACAUUUUAGAGACAAAGUGCAAUAUUUACUCACUGAAUUUUUCUUCAUUCUCCAUUUGUGUGUUUUUUUUUGUUUCAUGUCUUCUCUUUUUUUUUUGUCCUUUAAUUACGACAGUGUAUAGGUAUUCUAUGAAUAUGCUAUGUUCUGAAUGAUUUAACCUUUUGUCUAGUUCUUCCUUUUUUGAUUUGAAUAAACAUUUUUGUUUGAAAAUGA